AUGCAUCGGCACAGUGUGGCAGAGACGUUCGAUGGCAGCUGCGUCUUUGUUACCGGUUUUAGUGGAUUUUUGGGGAAGGUGCUAGUCGAAAAGCUGCUAUAUUCCGUGCCUGGCAUCAAGAAAAUCUACUGCUUGAUUCGUCCACAAAAAGGGCAAGCCCCGGUCACUCGGCUGAAGAAGAUCCUCGACAGUUCACUAUUCAACCGCAUCCGCUCGAGAAAUCCGGAUUUGUUGACAAAGGUCUAUGCGGCGGCUGGAGAUAUGACCGAAAAGGGGCUUGGCCUCAACCAGCAUGAUCAUCAGGAGAUUUGCGAAAACGUCAACGUCGUUUUUCAUUGCGCAGCCACUGUUCGAUUCGACGAAGACUUGAAAGAUGCGGUGGAGAUGAACCUCCUGGGAACGGCCCGCAUUGUUGCUUUAUGCCAUUCCAUCCGGAACCUUCGGUGCCUGAUGCAUGCCUCAACCGCAUAUGCAAAUUGCACAUUGACCACCACCGAGGAAAAGGUCUAUGAUCCGCCUGUUUCGCCAUCAAAGCUUCUCGAAGCGCUGGAAUGGAUGGAUGGAGAUAUGCUCAAGCUUUUGACGCCAAAACUUCUCGGGAAUCGUCCGAAUACUUACACCUUGACCAAGGCCCUUGCUGAGUCGUUCUUGAAAGAAGACGCUGCUCAACUACCGGCUAUCAUAGUCCGCCCUUCGAUCAUCGGGGCUUGCUGGCGGGAGCCAUUGGCUGGUUGGACCGACAAUUACAAUGGAGCUACAGGUGUCUUCGUGGCGGUGGCUACUGGAGCGCUUACAAAUAUGCGUGGCAGCAUGACGGCCCGUGCCGACAUCGUCCCAGUCGAUAUCGUAUCCAACAUGUGCAUUGUUGCUGCGGCUCAUCGCAUGCAAACCAGCUAUGCCGAAAUCCCGGUGAUGCACUGCGCUUCCAGUGACCUAAACCCGAUUUACUGGUCGUUCAUCGUCAGUUUUAUCGAUCGCUUCUAUGUGAAGUACCCACUAACUUCGAUGAUUCGUGUCCCAGCCGGUACGUUCCAUCAGUCCCACCUAAUGUGGUGGAUCAACUGGAAGGUGUAUCAUUAUGUACCAUCCCAAAUUGGCGAUUGGGUCAAUGGAUUGAUGGGGCAUAAACAACGCUACAUGCGCCUUUGCAUAAAAGUUGAACGAAUGCUUGAAGCACUCCAUUAUUUCACUUCUAAUGACUGGAUGUUCCAAUCGAAAGCUUUGCCAAUGCUCUACGAUCAGCUGAGCCACGAGGAUCAACAGACAUUCAAUUUUGAUAUCCGCCAAGUCAAUUGGAAUUCGUACAUCUUCGACUAUUUCAUGGGCACCCGGCGUUAUGUGCUCAAGGAGGAACUAGACACCAUUCCCCAGGCUCGCAAAAACACCCAAACACUUCGUUAUCGACGCUUUGCCCUUCAAGCCGUGCUUUGCUUUAUCGGCGUUCGUCUAUUUGGAUGGAAGGCCAGAACGAAACAACAACGCUGGACCAGCUGGCUAAUCUCGGUCUUGGCAGCCCAUUGGUACACGAAUCGACAUUCUGGACAGCCCGUCAAGAUGAAGUCUUUGGAAGAAUACAAAAAGAGCGCUCUGGAGAUCUGCUAU
Molecule: messenger RNA, 1602 nt
Organism: Mesorhabditis spiculigera
Lineage: Eukaryota; Metazoa; Nematoda; Chromadorea; Rhabditida; Rhabditidae
Source: the annotation of a GenBank genome assembly